UGUAGAUAUAACUCGACCCUUGUAUCUUUGAUCUCCAAAAUAUAUUGAGCUCAUCUCAUAUUGCCUCUGUUAUCUUGAACCGACCCAGACACCACCAUCCGCCAUGAACUUGAAAUCCAUCGCUGCGGUGCUACACACCGUCUCGGUCGCGAGCGCGGUGCAGCAUCAAUACACCUCCUUACGAACGGCAUCAAAGGAAGGUCACAGAAUCCCGGCCUUGAAGUCGGGACAAAGUGUUCUUGGAUUUGGGGUUGAUGAGAGCCGUUGCUACACCUGCUCAUCGCCUUGCUCGCAUGCGGUUUGUUGUCAUGGACGGUUUCCUCAGUGCUGUUCGGAUGGUGUUUAUUGCUACUGUUGUGAAGACUGAUUUCACUGCGUUGCGGAUAGUAUAAUAUCAC
Aspergillus caelatus is the source of this 398-nucleotide messenger RNA. RefSeq lists its product as uncharacterized. Lineage: Eukaryota; Fungi; Ascomycota; Eurotiomycetes; Eurotiales; Aspergillaceae. The record is from RefSeq and is a predicted model, not a curated record. The transcript is spliced from 3 exons. Bases 104 to 367 code for a protein of 87 amino acids.